AUGAAUUCUUGGAAAAAUCCUUCCCUAUAUUUAUCAUUUUCCUUUAACAAAUUCUUCAAACCACUUACGUAAUUGCAGUAUACCCAUAAUUUAUCCUCUCUCCCAAAAAGGCAAGUCAAUAUUUUAGCCCUUCUCAUUUUGUCCCUGCCUGCCCUUUAUCCUUAACUAACAUUACCCAAAUUCCAUUAUUAAUACCAUCGAUUUCCCCAUUCUAUCAUAUUCUCUCUCUCUCUCUCUCUCUCUCUCUCUCUCUCUCUCUCUCUCUCUCUCUCUCUCUCUCUCUCUCUCUCUCUCCCUCCCUCCCUCUCCCUCUCUCUGUUCUUUUCAAAAUAUUCUCAGGCCAAAAAUAAAACAAAAUUAGCUAUGACAUCCUUGGUAUCCCAGGAAAGCCUUGUUGCAUUGGUUUCUCGCACUGGUAGGGAGUUGCAACGCUACCGGAAAGGUCGUCGUCAAGUAGUCGGGUGUAUACCAUACAGAUACAAAAUUGGUGACCAAACUUCUGUAGGAGCAAAUGAAGAAUUAGAAGUUUUGGUUAUUACUUCUAAGAAAGGUAAAAGGAUGCUAUUCCCUAAGGGAGGGUGGGAAAUUGACGAAUCAAAAAAGGAGGCAGCGUCGCGAGAAACAAUGGAGGAAGCAGGAGUAAGAGGCAUUGUAGAGGGUAAAUUGGGUAAGUGGAGGUUCAAGGGUAAAAGACAUGGUUCUUUGUAUGAAGGCUAUAUGUUCCCUCUGCUUGUUCAAGAGCAACUAGAGAUCUGGCCAGAGCAAAGUGUUCGUCAAAGAACAUGGAUGAACGUUUCAGAAGCAAGGGAAGUUUGUCAACAGUGGUGGAUGAAAGAAGCAUUAGAGAGACUAGUAAAUCGUCUCAAGGGUCAGAAAUUUGAUUAUGAAAAUCAAAUAGUAGUAUUAGGUUCUGUACACUGCACAUGAGACGCCAAAUCUGACUUGUAAAACAAGGUAGUUUCCUGGAGAUUGAUGCAUAGAUAGUGCUCAGCAUGAAGAAUAAUUUGUACAAAAUGUUAGGAUUAUUAUAAAAUAAAAUAUGCAUAUAAUAAAAGGUGGUAGAUUACAUUGAAGUAAACUAUUCAUCCCCCAUCAUGUAUCCUCAUAAUAUUUUACCUCAUAAUAACACUUUGUUAAGCGUGUA
Trifolium pratense (red clover) is the source of this 1144-nucleotide messenger RNA. RefSeq names its product nudix hydrolase 18, mitochondrial-like. Bases 364 to 927 code for a protein of 187 amino acids. The transcript has 5 exons. NCBI's taxonomy places the organism in Eukaryota, Viridiplantae, Streptophyta, Magnoliopsida, Fabales, Fabaceae. The record is from RefSeq and is a predicted model, not a curated record. Gene Ontology annotation, molecular function: pyrophosphatase activity. Gene Ontology annotation, cellular component: nucleus; cytoplasm.